Gavialis gangeticus (Gharial) is the source of this 796-nucleotide messenger RNA. It is a transcript of the gene ABRACL, whose product is annotated as ABRA C-terminal like. The transcript has 3 exons. Bases 203 to 448 code for a protein of 81 amino acids. The record is from RefSeq and is a predicted model, not a curated record. Gene Ontology annotation, biological process: regulation of actin filament-based process. Lineage: Eukaryota; Metazoa; Chordata; Crocodylia; Gavialidae.
UCCUGCCCGGGGGCUGGCCAGAGCCGGUUCGGUGUCUCCCCCUCCGCGGGGAGCAGGAAGGGAGCCCCGGGCGCCUCCCAGCCCUGUGGGCGGCCCCGGCUGCUGUGGCUUGCCCUGCACCUUGCUCUGCCUCCCGCCCCCGCUUCCUCCCGGCUCAGCCACAGCUCCCUCUCGCCGCGCGACAGGACAGAGGCGGACAACAAUGAACGUGGAACAUGAAAUAAACCUCUUAGUUGAGGAGAUUCGGCGGCUGGGGACCACAAAUGCUGAUGGAAAACUGAGUGUGAAGUUUGGUGUGCUCUUUGCUGAUGAAAAAUGUGCCAACCUCUUUGAAGCCUUAGUGGGAACUCUUAAGGCUGCAAAACGAAGAAAGAUUGUUACUUACCCAGGAGAGCUGCUUUUACAAGGUGUUCAUGACAAUGUUGACAUUUUAUUACUGCAGGACUAAUGCAAAUUGCACUUAUUCUAUGCAUUAGUUAAUAUGUUUCAGGUAAAAUGAUUUGCAGAAUUUUCAGAUCAAUGGAAAUCAUGCUAAUGUGUUUGAAUGCAAUUUUCUAUAUCUUUAUAGUCACAAGGAAACUGUGCUAUUUUGGAAAUCUUCCUUUUGUAUUCUUUCUGUGAACAGUACUGUACUGCAAGGUAAAAGAUCCAAGAACUAAAAUCUCAGGUAAUACAUUUUUUAAAAUGUAUCCAAUGGUUUUUGUCACAAUAUAAAACGGAGACGAAACUGGAAAUAUAAGGGUUUACAAAUCAAAACCUGCCACAAAAAUACAAUAAAAUAAUAUGCUUAAAUUUA